This is a messenger RNA of Drosophila grimshawi, 1324 nucleotides long. RefSeq names its product odorant receptor 67b (gene Or67b). Gene Ontology annotation, molecular function: odorant binding; olfactory receptor activity. The coding region runs from base 4 to 1266 and encodes 420 amino acids. The record is from RefSeq and is a predicted model, not a curated record. The transcript is spliced from 10 exons. Lineage: Eukaryota; Metazoa; Arthropoda; Insecta; Diptera; Drosophilidae. Gene Ontology annotation, biological process: sensory perception of smell; detection of chemical stimulus involved in sensory perception of smell. Gene Ontology annotation, cellular component: plasma membrane.
ACAAUGAAAAACCAAUUGGAUCAGGAGCUAGAAACAAUUGACAGUCUGACCAAGCCGGGCUUAACUUGGGUGGAGUACAGCGCUUAUGCAUUGGGUGUUAACAUAGCUCCCAGGAAGCGUAGUUCUUGGCCCUGCAGCUUCUUGCGGAUUUUUGCAUUGCUCGUAAAUCUUUUCAUAAUACACAGUCUAAUCAAAUUUAUAAUUGCCAAUUAUAAGGUGUCCUUCGAAGCUUACGUUGAGGCUGUGUUACUAAGCUUUCAGCUAUCAAUUGGAAUGGUAAAGAUGAUGCAUUUUCAAUUAUUCUUGGAGUCUUGCGUCGAGCUGGUGGAAACCACAGAAACCGGUGAUGUGCUGAGGAACCUGGGUCUCUUUGAUUUGAAUUUGGCGAACAAAAGUGCGUUGCGUAAAACUUUGGGCUCGAUGUUGACCAAAAGUUGGGUGGCGAUCAAUAGCCAGGUUAUGUUCUUUUUCAAGAUAGUUUGCAUGCCAGUGUUGUACUAUUGUCUGCGACCGUAUUUUCAAUAUAUGUACGAUUGCUAUAUAGUCAAGGAUACAUGCGAAAUGACCUUAACGUAUCCAGCCAUAGUGGCGUAUGUGCAGCUGGGUACACAUGAAAUCCCCUCUUACUGGGUGCGUUUCUAUCUGCUUCAAUCCGGGCCAGUUUGGUGUUUUUUUGCUGUGUUUGGUUUUAAUAGCCUCUUUGUGGUGCUUACAAAUCACGAGGCGUGCCUUCUAGAGAUCUUGCGAUAUCUGGUUCGGCACUCCACUGACGAUGCGGUGGUUCCCAAGCGAUCCAGGCCGCAAUAUUUACGUUGUUGCGCCAAACUAUUCACACGUAUAUCGAGACAUCAUGAUCAAAUCGAGCUCGUUUUUAAAUAUAUUAUUCUGGUACAAUGUAUAAUUAGCAGCAUUUUAAUAUGCAUGUUGCUUUAUAAGAUCAGCACUGUAUUGGAAGUUGGCAUUGUUUGGAUGGGCAUGAUUAUGGUUUAUUUACUCACCAUUACUUUGGAAAUCAGCCUGUAUAAUGUCAAUGCGCAAAAGGUCGAGACUCAGAGCGAACUGUUGUUUUCGGAUUGGUACAAUUGUGACUGGUAUGACGAAUGUGAGGAUUUUAAAUGCAUUAUUAAACUAAUGCUGAUGUUUUCGAGGCGUGAGUUUGUCUUAAGCGUUGGCGGCUUCGCCAAUUUAUCACAUGGAUUAUUAGUUCAGGUUUUUCGAAUGAGUGGAAAUUUUUUUUUACUAUUGCGCAAUAUGAAUAACAAAUAGUGUAAUUUAUACAAGUUAUAACGCUGGAAAACUUUAUUGUAAGUUGAAAUUCAUUAAG